Diaporthe citri is the source of this 270-nucleotide messenger RNA. RefSeq lists its product as uncharacterized. The transcript has 3 exons. Lineage: Eukaryota; Fungi; Ascomycota; Sordariomycetes; Diaporthales; Diaporthaceae. Bases 1 to 270 code for a protein of 89 amino acids. The record is from RefSeq and is a predicted model, not a curated record.
AUGCUACCCAAACACACUCUCGCCGCGCUCAUCGCGGCCAUGGCCCACGGCGCCACGGCAGCGUUCAACACCAGCUGCAGCUGGUGGUACCUCCACGAACAAGUGGCGCUCACCGGUGACUGCGUCGACUCGACCAGCGGCAACAGGCACAGGGUCGUCUCCAGCCUGGACCUGAACGAGUGCGUCGGCGUCGACACCACGGCAAACGCCCUGAUUUGGCAGCCCAAUGGCCAGGCCUUCCGCAUGAGUGCCCAGGCCUCCCGCCCAUGA